Messenger RNA from Entelurus aequoreus (snake pipefish), 983 nucleotides. RefSeq lists its product as uncharacterized. The transcript is spliced from 2 exons. Gene Ontology annotation, cellular component: mitochondrion. Bases 141 to 782 code for a protein of 213 amino acids. Gene Ontology annotation, biological process: regulation of autophagy. The record is from RefSeq and is a predicted model, not a curated record. NCBI's taxonomy places the organism in Eukaryota, Metazoa, Chordata, Actinopteri, Syngnathiformes, Syngnathidae.
GAGCGCUGAAGGAGAAGCACCAUCAGCCGGCUGCACGCUCGCAGCACCUCGCAUGACAAACAAACACUCGGCUGCACAUCGACCUUUGAGCUUGCCACUGCAGGACAUAGAUCAUCAGCCAAGGUCGCCUGCCAGCAGCUAUGCGGCUACGGUCCAAACUGCUCUCCAAGGGAGGACUGCUGCUGCCCACCAUCAGAGAGGGCACCGAGGAGACGCUGAGGGAACUGAAUGAGACCAACACGCCGCAUGCUGUUGAUCAAGUCUCCUCCGAUGACUACCUCCUUUCCAUCUGCCACCUGGCGCACCCCACCUUCCCCACCGGCGAUGUUUCACCCCGCAACCAGCGCUCGCACGCUUUGUCACGCCUCAGCGGGACUAAAUCCUCUGAACGUACGCACAAUGGAGCGGACCCUCUGGAGUAUCUCUACGGACACCAGUCAGGAAGCGGGGCGGAAAGCUUUCAAAGGCAACGCGGUGUUGAGCGGGAGAGGCCCAGAGCCCGCAGCAUCCCCCACACCGCAAGCCCGGGUCUCCCACGGCAACGCACCAGCAGCUGCCCGGAGCUACAGACAGACAUCAACCUCUGCACCGUAACGAGCAUCUCACCUGAACACAACAGGCCCAGAUUGGCGGCCCGGUUGGGAAGUGUGUCAGACGACAAAGGGGGACUGAGCCCCGUGAAGAGGCGAUCUGUGGUCUCGCAGUGGAUCUCUGACUGCAGGUCCGCUUGGAGGGAGGGACGCAUUGGAGCCUGCAUGCUCCCCGCUAUCACUGAGAUAUAGAACGUCUCGUGUUUCACCAAGUGGUACAGCUCAGGAUGGUGACACGGUAUAGACUGACAAUGAGUUCAACAACAAGGCGAUGGGGUGCCAAAAUAGUGGUACUGAUUAAGUAUGUUGGUCCCCCUUUUACAAAGCCCGUUUCCAUAUGAGUUGGGAAAUUGUGUUAGAUGUAAAUAUAAACGGAAUACAAUGAUUUGCAAA